This is a messenger RNA of Tupaia belangeri chinensis (Chinese tree shrew), 6747 nucleotides long. RefSeq names its product zinc finger and SCAN domain containing 20 (gene ZSCAN20). Bases 2481 to 5642 code for a protein of 1053 amino acids. The record is from RefSeq and is a predicted model, not a curated record. Gene Ontology annotation, molecular function: RNA polymerase II cis-regulatory region sequence-specific DNA binding; DNA-binding transcription factor activity, RNA polymerase II-specific. Gene Ontology annotation, biological process: regulation of transcription by RNA polymerase II. The transcript is spliced from 8 exons. Lineage: Eukaryota; Metazoa; Chordata; Mammalia; Scandentia; Tupaiidae.
UUUACAUAUCUGUGAACACACGUUGACUUUAGGCGUGAAACUGGCCAUUUGGUUUUCAACCAUUAUAUGUGUUGUUCUCUCUGCUUAGAGCACUCACUCCUCCAACCCUGUUCUCUGUCAAGAAAAUUGCUUUCUUCAAGAACCAACUUAACUAUUACUUUGUUCAACAGAUUAAGUCACUCCCAACCCUCAGCUCCCAUAACUUCUCUUUCUGUAUUUGCCACACCCAAUCAUAAUUAUCUGUGACUUCCUGUCUCUUCCACUAGACUGUGAGCAUCUCCAGGACAGAAACAGUGACAGUGUCCUAAACAUCUCUAUCUCUGCAUUACCCAGGCCAAAGCAGAAACCCUUGGUGUAAAUCAAGUAAAUUAGUAACUGUUUGAUGAGUGUGUGAGUGUGUGAAUGAAGACCGUCUACAGUAAGCUUUGCCAUGCCACGCUUGAAGAUGCUACUGCGGAGGGUUUCCAGGGCCGUGAGCUUUCGUCUCCUGCCUGUCAGGGCUGACUGCUGGACGCCGAGGCUGAGUCCAUGCUGAUGGGAGAUUAAGCCAGGGGUGGCAAAUACAUGGAGUGUGUGCUGCCGCCCCCCUCCUGUGUUCCUGACAGUCACGGCUAAUUGGCCACAGCACAUACUACACGGGACUGGGAGUCCUCAGCACACUACUCCAGGCAGCCACUUCCAGUUGAUUGAAGUCUGUGUUUUCAGCGAAGCCUGUUUGCUCUCCCUGGUUCAAGCCCUUACGAGUGAUGUCAUCCUGCUUGAAGCUGUCACUUGGAUCAUCAGCCACGUAGGCCUCAUGGCCUCUGGGCACUCCUAGUUUCUUUCUCUCAGAGGUCACAGACCAGUCUUGGUAUUUUCCGUGGGACUUACGGGGAGGAUCUUCUCUUGUCAUCCUGCUGUUUGCCAGGUGGGCUCCUCAGGUCCACAUCGAUAGUCACUGCCCUCAGAGCCAGGGCACCGGCUACCUCCCAGCUCGCCUGUCUUCUAAAGGGCAGUCAGUGCGCAUCCUCAUUGCUUGGGGGGGUCUCUCCCUGGAUAUUGAAGAGACCCUGGAGAUCAGUGAACUGAAAGGCGGAAGAGUGAAUGAAGUCCAUCAUCAUCCUUUAUUUAAUUUAAAUGGUUUGAAACAGUUUUGAGUUUGCCAACAUUUAAACUACAGAGUUCUAGCUUUAUUGGGAAAAAUUGGAAGUCCCGGGAUCACUCUGGGCCGCUGUUCCCCCCGACGCUCCGUAGCCACAGCCCUUCCUAGUUCAUGUCACUUACGAGCAUUGCCAGGCCCUGAGAGCCGCUUGAACUUGUAGCCGCUGAUUCUCGUUUUCCUGCCCCCUUGCUCUGCCCGGUCAUACUGUAGGGAACCCUGGGGCAACUGCAGAAUAGGGUUGGGCUCUGAGCUCAGCCUAGACAGGCAGAUGCAUGGGUGCAUGACCUGCCCCGGUAGACAACUGCUACUAACCACAUUGUCCAAGAAAGGAGUGGCAGAGGUUACAGUGUGGUCCCUGGGGCAUUUUGAUUUCUACUUUAAACUCACUAUUUGGAUUUUUCAGGUCUUCCUAGAAGAAAAUACUUGAGAAUCUGGGCUUCCGGCCCGUGGGAUUGCUAAGUCACACAGCUGACAAUGGCAGGGCUAAAACUAGAACCCUGGCAGUGCUCACUCCUGCCUUCGUGUUCUUUCCACCCUCCUCUAGUAUCGUCCAAGGAAUUUGGGUGGCUAGAAGACAUGGCAGAGGCUAGGUGACGUUCAGAAAAAUGAUGGGUAAAAAUGAAUCGGUCAGGGCAGUCCUGGCACUGUUAGUUGCCAGUCAUAUCCCGUAAGUGACUCUUCUUUGGAGGAGCUGUUUCCCUGCAUGUGACUGAGGACAGAGUGAAGUGAGGCCUUGUCAGUAACUAUAUUCCAAAGUCAGCGGAGAAGGUGAAAGUCGUACUUAACCAAAAAUCACAGUCUGCCUGAAAAUCGUUUGGCAAGAAGCCAUUUCAGAAACCGACACAGUCUUUCAAUAAGCUAUCCAGCACAGCUGGGUUUUCUUGUUUGAACAGGAGAUGAAAGAGUCAGCUCGCAUUAGGGACUGUGCUGUGUGAAAGACACUGCACUCGCUCUCAGUGGAAAGAGGCUCGUGGGAAUGAGGACCAGCCUGGAGAAGAGCGAAGUCGUGGGUCUCCUUACCACAUGCUCCCACUGGGGCAGCCAGCCUGAAUGGAACUGGCUGUGCUGUUUCAAUUCUGCUCCUGUUUCUGGUCUUUGCAUGUAGUAGAAGUUACAGCGCAGCGAAACCGUGCAGCUAUCUGAUGAGAGUCCACUUGCUCGGAAGAUGCAGUGAGGUUAUGAAUGGAGAGUGCUUAGCACCAUGCCCUGCACCUGUGGGCACUCAUGAGCCUUGGGGAACAGUGUGCCUCUUGUAAGAGCCCUUUGAAGGACACACCGUGGAUGCAGAAAGACGUUGGAUGAGGACAGCCCACCUGAAGUGAGGCACCCCGGCCAGACUAUGGCUUUGGCCCUGGAAUCCCAGGCCCAGGCCUCUCCCAAACCAGAGCCUGAAGAACUCCUGAUUGUGAAACUGGAGGAGGACUUGUGGGGCUCAGAAUCCAAACCCCGAGAAAGGGCCCGCGACCCUAUUCCUGGCCCUGAGGCCUCCCGCCAGCGCUUCAGGCAGUUCCAGUACAGGGACGCGGCUGGGCCCCAUGAAGCUUUCAGCCAGCUCUGGGCUCUUUGCUGUCGCUGGCUGAGGCCGGAGAUCCACCUCAAAGAGCAGAUCCUGGAGCUGCUGGUGCUGGAGCAGUUCCUGACCAUCUUACCCAGGGAGGUCCAGACCUGGGUGCAGGCACGCCACCCCGAGAGUGGUGAAGAGGCAGUGGCCCUGGUGGAAGACUGGCACCGAGAAGCCCGGGCUGCAGGACCGCGGGAACUGCAGCCAGGUCCAGAGGAGGCCAGACUCUUAGAGGUGGGACACGAGUCCCAGAGCUUCCAGCUGCAGCCCGUGACUCCCUGGCCUGAGGGACAGUCCCAGAACCAGUGGGUGAAGAGUGCCGGGCCUGACCGUCCCAAUCAUCUGAAUGCCAAGAUGGCUCCACAGCCCCUGAGAGAGAGUGCUGUCCUCACUCCCCGUGCCCCUACUCUCCCAAAGAUGGGGAGCAUUGGAGAUUGGGAGGUGACAGCUGAGUCCCAGGAAGCCCUAGGCCCUGGCAAGCAUGGCGUGGAGUUCUGCAGGGACUCCCCAGGAGACAACUGUGGGGACAGCGUGUGCCUGGGAGUUCCAGUUUCAAAACCCACCGUCACCUCCCGGCCAGGGCAAGGGCCAGAAUCUUGGGAUCCACGCCUCGUGAACGCUGGGAAAAAGAGCACUGCAGAUUACAGCCUGGAUGACGAGCAAGUGGCAGCAGCUCAGGCACUGGCCUGGAGGGACUCGAGGGCCUGGGAAGAGCAGUGCCACGGGGACGCGGAGGACAUGAAGGUGUCUGGUGUGCACUGGGGCUACGAGGAGACCAAGACCUUCCUGGCGAUUCUGAGUGAGUCUCCUUUCUCUGAAAAGCUCCGGACCUGUCACCAGAACCGCCAGGUGUACCGAGCCAUCGCAGAGCGGCUGAGAGCACGGGGCUUCUUGCGGACGCUGGAGCAGUGUCGCUACAGGGUCAAAAACCUCCUGCGGAAUUACCGGAAAGCCAAGAGCAGCCACCCGCCAGGGACCUGCCCCUUCUAUGAGGAGCUGGAGGCCCUGGCCAGGGCUCGGACAGCCAUCAGAGCCACAGACGGCCAUGCAGAGACUGUGACGCUCCCAAGGCUGGGGGAUAGUGAUGCCGAAAUGGAGGACCAGGAGGAAGGGAGCUGGGAUCCCGAGGAAGCAGGAGACUGUAGCGGUGCUGGCCUGGCCACCGACGAGUCCACCCCGGUGCCCAGGCUUGCAGGGGCCCCAGCUCUGCUCCAGAGCCGUAUUGCAGGUGUGCACUGGGGCUACGAGGAGACCAAGAUCUUCCUGGCAAUUCUCAGCGAGUCCCCAUUCUCUGAAAAGCUUCGCACCUGUCACCAGAACAGCCAGGUGUACCGGGCCAUCGCAGAGCGGCUGUGUGCACUGGGCUUCCUGCGGACGCUGGAGCAGUGUCGCUACAGAUUCAAAAACCUCCUUCGAAGCUACCGGAAAGCCAAGAGCAGCCACCCACCCGGGACGUGCCCCUUCUAUGAGGAGCUGGACUCACUGAUGAGGGCUCGGGCCGCGGUGCGGGCCAUGGGAACUGUCAGGGAGGCUGCGGGCCUCUCUGGGUCUGGGCAGAGCAGUACCGAGGCUGACGACCAGGAGGUCUGGGCUGAGAUGGCAGAUGAAGAUGCCGUCAGACCUCCAGCCCCAUGUCCUAAAACCCUAGACCCGGGUUUGGAGAGGAGGCAUGAGGACGAAGGCCAGAUUUCAGACCAGGACGUGUUCGAGGAUUUGCCUGGAGCCUUGUCGAAAUGUCCUACAGGGGCUGUUUGCCAGCCGAACAGUUGGGGACAAGAUAGUGAAAAUGAAAACGUGGGUGAGGGGCAGUGGGGAAAUUCCCCACAGGAACGCUGGGAAGAAUGUUCUUCUGAAGAGGACUUGGAGAAACUGAUAGACCAGCAAGGCCUGUACCUCGUGGAGAAACCCUGCCGGUGUGACACCUGCGUGAGGAGCUUCAGCCGGAGCUCCCACUGCGUCGCCCACCAGCGGAUCCACACCGGCGAGAGGCCCUACAGAUGCCUCGAGUGUGGGGCAAGCUUCACUGACCGCUCUGAUCUCGUCGCCCACCAGAGAACCCACAGGGGGGAGAAGCCCUACAGAUGCCUCGAGUGUGGGGAAAGCUUUCGCGACCACUCCAACCUCGUCACCCACCAGCGGAUCCACACGGGGGAGAAGCCCUAUAAGUGUGGGGAGUGUUGGAAAAGCUUCAACCAGAGCUCAAACCUUCUGAAACACCAGAGAACCCACGCGGGAGGAAAUCCAGUCCAGUGUGCUGAGCCUGGGGGAAACGUUUGCAUCCCCUGGAGGAAUUCCACACGGGGGACCUCUCCUGAACAACCCCCACGCACCAGUAAGAACUCGGGUUCCCCUGGGCCGCACAGCAGCAGCUCGGGGGCGAAGCUUUAUCACUGUUCUGACUGUGGAAGAAGCUUCUCUAAGAGCUCUGCCCUCAUUAGCCACCAAAGAAUCCACACGGGGGAGAGGCCGUACGAGUGUGCCGAGUGCGGGAAGAGCUUCAGCAAGAGCUCCACCCUGGCCAACCACCAGCGAACCCACACCGGGGAGAAGCCGUACCAGUGCGCGGACUGUGGGAAGAGCUUCAGCGAGCGCUCCAAGCUCCUCACACACCAGAGGGUGCACACGGGAGAGAAGCCCUACAGGUGCCUCGAGUGUGGGAAGUUCUUCCGUGACCGCUCUAACCUCAUCACCCACCAGAGGAUCCACACGGGAGAGAAGCCGUACAGGUGCCGGGAGUGCGGGAAGUGCUUUAACCAGAGCUCCAGUCUCAUCAUUCACCAGAGGACCCACACCGGGGAGAAACCCUACAAGUGCUCGGAGUGCGGCAAAGACUUCAAUAACAGCUCCCACUUCAGCGCCCACCGGAGAACCCAUGCAGGGGUGAAGGCGGCGCUGGAGACGACAAAAAGAGCGACAGAUGUCUCUUUACGUCCCAUGUGAGCAUAGGAUGCGCCUAGGGAGAAACUUCAGGUUUUAGACUUGAUGUGUACCCAGGGAAGUUAGCUUGGUAUGAUGUGGGUAAUUGGGAGAGGAAUUACAAAUACCAGGGACCCAGAGCGAAGGCACUGUUCUCGAGUGUGAUUUGUUUUUUCCUCACAAAUCCACACACGGUUCUCAGGCUGUCCUUGUGUUUGUUGUUAUGUCACACGUGAGCUAAACUCAUAGUCUGGGGUGAGCGUUAAGUUGGGGGCCUGAGCAGUGGUCUCAGGCUCUCCGUGUACCCUCACCGGCCACUGUAUACCCACCCGUCGGCAGUGGUUCUUGAGGGGCAGUUUUCAGUUGGGGCCUAUCUUCACAGGAGGACUUUGAAACUUUGGGGAGAGAAAAGCUGGCUUUAGAGCUGGCCACCAUGAGCUCAGCAGACCGCGAACGCUGACAUCAGAACAGCGGUGAUUGCUAGUAGAACUAGGAAGGUCAUCUUCAGUGAUGACAGUUCUUACUCAUACAAACAGAGCCAGUAUGUAGUGAGCACUCGGCAGGCUCUGCGCUAAGCUCUUCAUAUACAUCAUCUCAUUUAACCCUCCCGACAGCUCCAGGAGAGAGGUUCUCGUUUUCUUCCCAGUUCUCAGAGGGGAAAACCCAGGCUUGGGAGUAUUCCGGAACUCAUAUUGGCCACAGUUCUGACAACAGGAGCGGCGGGCCUUGGCCUGAUCCGGCUGUCUGAGGGUCAGGUGCUCCUGCACCCUUGCUGAAAACCCCCCACACCGGGCAGGUCACACUGGUGCCGGGAUCCCCAAGCACAUGGUAGCUCACAUUCGCUGUUCUAAUUACUUUAUGAAUUCUUUUUUCUUUUUUUAAUUAAAAUUUAUUUAUUUACAUUCAUUCACUGUACAUCAUUACAGCAUACAAAAUGAGAUUUUCCAUCCGGAAUACACUGUAUUGGCUCCAUCAAGCACAUAGAGAGGGGCUCCCUACCACUCGAGUUUGUGGGCUGGAGGCUGAACUAUCAGGAAAUCUUCAUUUCUCUUUUUUCCCUGAAAUCACUAGUUCUCAGAAGCCGUGGGGGAAUCUCUACGAAUUCUCCUUUGAACAAAUGGGGAAACCA